AUGGACACAGUUAGAGUUAAUUAUGGUUUGGAUGGAUUCGAAUUAACAUAUCCAUCAUCAUUUAAAGGGGCAAUAGAACCAACUGAAUUUGAAACUACUAUUCGUACUUUAAAUUCAAAAGUAGGAGAAAUUAAAAUUCCCAAAAUAUCAUAUAUUUUUGUUAUACCACUUUUGGUUGGAAUCAUUAUGCUAUUUAUGUACAUGAAUGAAAACCAAACAAAAACUGUGAUAGGUGGUAUCAUCAUGUCAAUUGGUUUAGUGGGUGGUGCUUUUUUUUCAAUUCAACAUGCAGUCGCCGUAAAUUCCAGAUUAAAUGGCGAAAUAAAAACUAUAAACGAACAUUUUUCAGAAAGAAGAAUUUCAUGGUCAGUAAAAUCAGAAACAAUUUAUGAGGAGGUGGAUAUUGAUGAAUAUGAAUUCCAUAAAAGCAAUAAAGCAUACAGAAACUCACUUUCAUUUGACCACAAAGGAAAACCAAUGAAAAAAAAAACAAGAAAAUACCUAUUGAUUACUUUUCCAGCACAAACCCAACAAACCCAACAGGAUUUACCACAAUUUACUUUUAUACCAGAUAGCGGUAAUAUGAAUAAUAUAUAUGAUAGCAAUAUAAAUAAUAUGGAUUAUAAUAAUAAUUUUAAUAAUAAUAAUUUUAAUAAUAUGAACUUUACAAAUAAUAAUAAUAAUAAUUUUAAUAAUAAUUACCAUUAA
This is a messenger RNA of Dictyostelium purpureum, 708 nucleotides long. RefSeq lists its product as uncharacterized. The transcript has 2 exons. The record is from RefSeq and is a predicted model, not a curated record. The coding region runs from base 1 to 708 and encodes 235 amino acids. NCBI's taxonomy places the organism in Eukaryota, Evosea, Eumycetozoa, Dictyosteliales, Dictyosteliaceae.